GUCUCCCGGCGAUGACAUUUGCGGUUGUGAGGCUGCUGGUAGCAUAACAGGGUGCUUGCUAGCUCUUCUAGCUAAACCUUGGUCUGUAAACGGGCUCUGGUAGGACCUUGGGGUACGGAUCACGGGAUUACACCUAACUGUAAAUACAUAACCAACGGCAUAUCACAAACGGUCACAUUUUUGGUAAGUUCCUUUCUGUGGCUCAACUGAAAGAUGGUGAAGCCAGACAUCCACACUCUGGCCCACCACCUGAAGCAAGAAAGGCUGUAUGUGGCUUCAGAGAAGCAGCUUAUCCAACGGCUCAAUGGUGAGGUGCUGAAGACAGCAGAGAAGUUGUAUCGUGCAGCCUGGAUAGCCAAGCAACAAAGGAUUAACCUCGACCGCCUCAUCCUCACAAGUGUGGAGGCCUCCCCAGCUGAAUGCUGUCAGCAUGCUAAGGUUUUAGAGGACACACAGUUUGUGGAUGGCUAUAAGACCCUGGGCUUUCAGGAGAGCAUCUAUGGAGAGUUUGUUGGGAGGCUGAGGGAGAAUCCACGGCUGGUAGCCUCCUGUCUUGUUGCUGGAGAGAGGCUAAACCAGGAACAUGCACAAGGAGUGAUCCAUACAGUUUUUACCUCUCUUUAUGGCAACUGCAUAAUGCAAGAGGAUGAGAGCUACUUGCUACAGGUCCUGCGUUACCUGAUUGAAUUUGAGCUUAAGGAGAGUGAAAACCCUCGUCGUCUACUGCGACGGGGCACGUGUGCCUUUAGUAUCCUUUUCAAGCUUUUCUCUGAGGGCCUGUACUCUGCCAAACUCUUCCUCACUGCCACUUUACAUGAGCCCAUUAUGCAGCUGCUGGUGGAGGAUGAGGACCACCUGGAAACUGACCCAGCAAAGCUGACUGAGCGAUUUACUCCAGCCCAACAAGAACGCCUGUUUGGGGAGAAGGGCUCCGAUACUUACCGUCAAAAGGUACAGGCAGCUGUGGAAGCCAACGAAGCCAAGCUAGUGGCCCUGGUCAACUCCUUUAUUGGCUACCUGAAGCAGAAUACCUACUGCUUCCCUCAGAGUCUGCGCUGGAUUGUGUCUCAGAUGUACAAGACACUAGCACGGGUGGAGAGGCUGGAUGUCAGUGAAGUGAAAACCAUGUGCACAGACCUGCUGCUGACCUGCUUCAUCUGUCCAGCCAUUGUGAAUCCUGAACAGUAUGGAAUCAUCUCUGAUGCUCCCAUCAAUGAAGUGGCACGCUUUAAUCUCAUGCAGGUUGGACAGUUAUUACAGCAGUUAGCCAUGGCUGACACAGAUGAUGGAGAUCCUCGACGCAAAAGCGGUUUAUCAAAAUUUGAUAAAAGUUGUGUUGCUGCCUUUUUGGAUGUUGUGAUUGGUGGAAGAGCUGUGGAGACCCCUCCCAUGUCCUCAAUGAACCUUUUAGAAGGCCUCACCCGAACUGUGAUCUAUAUCACACAUAAUCAGCUCCUGGCAUUGGUGGACUUUGUGCGGAGUGUGACUUCAGGGGACCAGCUCAGAGAGGAAGACCACCUAGCGCUGGAGACCCUGCUAGCUAGUGUACCACAGUCUCACACGAUCAAGAGCAACAGCUUGGAGCUCACGCCUUCCAGUACGCCCCAGCUUUCUCCAGCUACUACACCUGCCAACAAGAAGAACAGGCUACCCAUAGGACAACAGUUAGCCGCCAUAACGUGUUGGGAUUCCUCUGCCACAGCCCUGUCAGCUCAUAUUCCUUUAGUAACCCCAUUUGCAUCCUCACGUAGCCGAUCCCGCUCCAACAUUGCUCAAGACAGUGAGCCUGAUGCUAGCUCCCAAGACUCUCAACAGGAAGUUACGCCUGAAGAGGUGCUUGUCAUCUCAUUAGGAACUUCCCCUCAAACUGUGCCUGGAAUGAUGUCGGAGAAUGAGGUGCUAAACUUGCAGCUGUCAGAUGGAGGUCAAGGAGACGCCCCAGCUGAUGAGACAAAACUGCAUGGAAAACCUGACAAAACCCUGCGCUUUUCUCUCUGCAGUGAUAAUCUGGAGGGUAUCUCUGAGGGUCCAUCUAAUCGUUCCAACUCUGUAUCAUCUCUGGACCUGGAAGGGGAAUCUGUGUCAGAACUAGGCCCAGGACCAUCAAGCAGCAAUGGGGUUGAGGCUUUGCAGCUACUAGAGCAUGAGCAAGCCACCACGCAGGAUAAUCUGGAUGAUAAACUCCGCAAGUUUGAGAUUCGGGACAUGAUGGGCCUGACAGAUGAUCGAGAUAUUUCAGAGACAGUCAGUGAAACCUGGAGCACUGAUGUCCUUGGCAGUGAUUUUGAUCCCAAUAUGGAUGAGGACAGACUUCAGGAAAUAGCUGGGGCUGCUGUUGAGAAUAUGCUGGGGAGUCUGCUGUGUUUACCAGGGCCUGGCUCUGUUCUUUUGGACCCCUACGGGUCUACAAUAUCUGAGACAACAAGUGAGGCCUGGAGUGUGGAGGUUUUACCCAGUGACUCAGAAACUGCAGAUUUAAAGCAGGAGGAGCGUUUGCAGGAGUUGGAGAGCUGUUCAGGGGUGGGCAGCACUUCAGAUGACACUGAGGUCAGAGAGGUCAGCUCACGACCCAGCACUCCAGGGCUAAGUGUUGUCUCAGGUAUCAGUGCAACAUCUGAAGACAUCCCUAACAAAAUUGAGGACCUGCGUUCAGAAUGUAGCUCAGACUUUGGAGGCAAAGACUCUGUGACCAGUCCUGAUGGAGAGGAAUCUACACAUGCAGCACACACUCUUUCCUGUGCCCCUUCUCAAGCAGAUUCUCUGCUGGCCAUGUUUGAUCCCCUUUCUUCUGGAGAAGGCUCAUGCACCGGCACCAUUGUUAGACCCAAGGUGCACUACGCCAGACCCCCUCACCCUCCUCCAGACCCUCCCAUCCCAGAGGCCAGUGCAAUGGGACCAUCUGAGCCACGUCCCUCACUCUUUGCACCCCACUACCUGGCCCAGUCUGAGCUGGAGCACACCAAGCAAAGGCACUCGUACCCUGAGCGUCUGGUCAGAAGCCGCAGCACGGAUGUAGUAUCUGCAGGUCGCAGACCCAACAGUGACCCAGGCCUAAACCGCAGGACCAUGAUGGAGGAGAGGGACCAGGUGGGCGUCUAUUCAACAGGACCCACAGCCUCUCCGAGCAAAGACUCACUACGAGUAGAGUCUGAAGACAGAAAGGACAGUGAUGACGAGAAGUCUGACAGAAACAGACCCUGGUGGAAGAAGCGCUUUGUUCCUGCCAUUCCUAAAGUGCUCUAUUGGACUGCAGAGAGUGAAAUCACAGCACCAAUUGCAGCAUUCCGAAAGCGGGACAAGCAGGAAAAAGACGAACAAGGAGGAGAGAGGGUCCCUCUAGGUACAUCAGAUGAGCCUUCAUUACUUAGGCAGAGCUGUCAUGCUCAGGCAGCAGAGGACAUAUUGGAUAAAUAUCGGAACAUCAAGAGAACUAGCCCUAGUGAAGGAGCAACAGCUGCGACCUAUGAUGGACAAGAUGUGUGUAGAGAGGGUGAAAGUGAACAUGACUCCCCUAGAGAAGAGGGCCUGCAGAACAUCUCUACAGAUGACCUGCCAGACUCUGCCAGUCAGACAGCACAGCCUCAGGACAAGUUCUCCUUCAGUGAUGCUAAGAAGAAAUUAAGGUUGGCUCUGUGCUCUGCAGAUUCUGUUGUUUUUCCUAUUAUACCUCCUGUAACUACACGGAAUGGCCUCCCUGAUCAUACAGACCCUGAGGAAAAUGAGAUUGUAUGCUUUCUAAAAGUGCAGCUGGCAGAGGCCAUUAACCUGCAGGAUAAGAACCAGAUGGCUCAGAUCCAGGAGACCAUGCGCUGCGUCAGUCGCCUUGACCCCCGGACCUGCAGAAAACUGCUCACUGCCAUCGCAGAGGACUACAGGAAGCGGGCUCCAUACAUAGCAUAUCUGACACGAUGUCGGCAAGGGCUGCAGACGUCUCAGGCUCAUCUAGAGAGGUUGCUGCAAAGGGUACUUAGAGAUAAAGAAGUGGCCAACCGCUACUUCACCACUGUCUGUGUCCGACUGCUUCUGGAACACAUGGAGUCCAAAAUGCAGGAUUUCAUCAGAGCAUUUCAGGGCUUCACAGCGGCUGAUGAUAAGACUGCAGCUGUGGAAGAUUUCCUGCGUUAUCUGUAUGGUGCCAUGGCACAUGAUGCCAUCUGGCAGUAUGCCAGUGAGGAGCAGCUCCAGGAUGCUCAGAUGGCCAUUGAACGCAGCGUCAUGAACCGCAUCUUCAAACUAGCCUUCUACCCCAAUCAGGAUGGAGACAUUCUUCGAGACCAGGUCUUGCAAGAGCAUAUUAAUCGUCUGUCUAAGGUUGUGACUGCCAACCAUAAGGCUCUUCAGAUCCCAGAGGUAUAUCUGAAGGAGGCUCCAUGGCCCUCAGCACAGGCUGAGAUUAGGACAAUCAGUGCAUAUAAAACACCACGAGACAAAGUACAGUGCAUCCUGCGGAUGUGCUCCACUAUCAUGAACCUGCUCAGCCUGGCCAAUGAAGAUGCUGUGCCUGGAGCCGAUGACUUUGUGCCUGUGCUUGUAUUUGUCCUCAUCAGGGCAAACCCGCCCUGCCUUCUGUCCACCAUUCAGUAUAUCAAUAAUUUCUAUGCCAGCCGGCUGAGCGGGGAGGAGUGCUAUUGGUGGAUGCAGUUCACGGCCGCUGUGGAAUUCAUUAAAACCAUCGACGAUCGCAAGUGAAGCAGAACAGCCACCUGCAUGGGCAGACUGUAGGAAGGAGAGAAAGAGAGGGAGAAAAAGAAAAAGAUGAAACAUCCCAACCAACUGCUCUCUCCUUCAUCAAACCCAAGCAGCAAGGCAGUCUCUCACUUUGCUUUGUCAAAUCUAUAUAGCUGUACAUAGAGCCGCAGACACAUUUACAAGAAAUAAAGUAUACAGUCACAUGGGGUGAAAUAGGUGUGUCUUACUGUCAAGAGGGGGAAAUGGCUCAGACUGAUCAUAAGUGAUUUCGGAAUUUUGGACUGCAUCUCUUAUUAUUUGUGAGAUGUGGUAGCAGGGUUACUAGAACUGUUUUUGGGUUUUUUUUUUUAAUCAUCAUCAAAGGUUGCUUGGUUAUUUAAAAAAACUGGAUGAACUAAAAAAGGGACCAGGCUUCCUUGUAGUGAUCAUGUAAUCAUGUUAGUAUAGGGAGUCUUAAGAGAAUAAUCAAGGACCGAUGCCUUCUUAGGUAAAUUGUACAAUCUUCUGUCAUUUAAAACCCACUAUUGAUACAGAAUAAUAGAGAAAGCCAAAAUAUCAUUGCAGUGGUUUGGUUAUCACAUUAAUUAUGCUAAUACAGUAUUUGAGAUUGCUACUUUCAUCAAAUGUUUUAACAGGGCAGCUUGAAAAAUGAAUGUAAGCUGGUGUUUGCAUUGUUCAUUUCUUCAAAGUUGUUCUCCUCUGAACAAUUUGGAAAUAAGGGCCCACAUAUUUAUAUAAAAUAAAAGUGUAUUUAUUACUUUCCUCCUGUAUUUAAUCAUUUUCUUUAUACAUAAUGUAGUUUAGUAAACUGACUAUUGGAGAAGACGGUGGCGUGUGGAAUUAAUGCACUGGAGAUGAAAAGAAAAGUUGCAGGUUGGAGUAAAAAGAUUUGAAAUGAACCAAGAGCUGAGAAAACUGGGUUCUUGUGUUAACAGGUGGAUCAGCAUGUUCUGUUUAUGAACCUACAUCAGUGCCUUCAAAUUUCAGUUCUUUGUUACUCUAGUUUCAAAUUUUAGUGUUGGUUUGGAUUUCCAUCUCUUCUGCCCUUAUUGCGCGGUUAGUUCUGUGAAAGCUCUAAUUGGUCUGUGUUUGAGAUACUUCAGAUUUAACUACUGAAAAUGCAAUUGAUUCCCAUUAUGUUCUUUGUUGUAUAGGGACAGUGAUAUAAGAUCAAUAUAAAAUCAACAGAGGAAUGUCAUGAAGAGGCUCCCUUUUCUUUUGUUCGCCUUUGUGUGUAUACUGUUGAAAAGUUUAAAAUACCUACCUAAUAUAAAAUAAUUGUUUAGAUAAAUAUUCAUGGAUAGUUCAGAUUAAGUGACAGUUGUGAAAAUUCUGGAAAAAUCCAUUAUCAUGAUAAUCAAGGACUAAUGAUCGUUAUGAAUGACAACAUGAGGUAAAUACAGUUAAUAUUGCCACUUUGUUCACUGUAGCUACCUCGUGAUAGCAUUGUCAGAGAUGCUUUAUAUUCACAUAUCCGUCAGUCAUAAUCCUAGCCAUUAUGAGUUAUGUAGUGCACUGGGACUAAUAAGAUGGGGUUAUGUGCUUUCUUUUUGUGUGUAGUGGCAAGUCAUUACAUCUAGAGUAAAUAUUUUUGUUUUAGAUCUGUCUCUGUAUUUUGCUGACCAAUCAGUCUUUGCAUGCAUGUUUAAAAUUAGAAUGCUUAAAAUAGAACACCACCCGAGGUCCAGUGCCGACCUUGGUUUAAAACAUGUACGCUGAAUGGCCAGCCUACCUCCUCGUCCUUUCAUAAGGGACUGUAAAGUGUAUUGUCUUCUGUUCUUUUGUCAUUAUGCUUGUAUAUUUUCUUCCGUUUCCUUAUUUGAAUGAUGCAUGAAGCGUACUUUUUGCGAAUAGUUACUAACGCCAUGUAGAGUCAUUCUCUGUCCUUGCACAUACAGCACUAACAGCCAAAGCCCUUAUUUGCAGUGUAUGAGAAGGAAUUUUUUUUUUUUUUUUGGAGGAUUACAUGAUUGCCCAGCAAGUCUUUCUUUAGUGUUGUGUCCAGGAAUAUUGACUACUAGCAGCGCAUAAUGUUAUAGUAUUUUGUCUCACUGGUAGGGAGCAUUAUACCAAAGCACUUUGGUAUUUUGGUUUUCAUAAUGAAUUAUUGUAAGAUAAAGCAGUCGAGUUCUAAUCAAGAGAAGUCCUGUGUAAAAAAAUUUCUUUAAUUUAACUAAUUUAAACGUGUAUUUGAAGUGUAUACACAAAUACAAUAUAUGCACCUUGAUUUUAUGCACAUGUUCUUUUUUUUGUGUUUGUGAUUAAGCUCGUUUCUUUUGCAUCGUGGACUCUGCUGUGGCUUGCCGCAGUUUUUGGUCUCCGUUUAGUAUAAAUUUUACUGACUUAGAAACGUGCGUCUGUAAUAUUUUUUUUUUUUUUUUUUUAGUAAUAGUAAUUAACUGCAAGUACAUGAAAGAAACAUAGUCAAACAGAUUCUUGGGCCAUACUGGCCAGCAAUACUGUUGCCAUAGGUUGUGGGUGCUGUGAUCCCCCAACUCUAGCCCCAGUGCUUACAGCACAUGAUCAGCUAACUAGAACAGAACUGAAACAAAAGAUUUUUAAAAAGUAUGUUUCAAAAUUUUAGAAGUAUGUCUUGGUUGUAGUACCCUUUAGGAAUCAGAGCAUUUGUAGGGCUGAAAUUUUGAAAAAAUAGUUGCUAGUACUCUGCACAGCUCGGAUGUUGAAAGACAGUUCUGGUUUUGUUUUUUUUUUUAAUUAAAUUUCUGCAUAACUCAAUUGGUGAGAUGUAAACAGUCAUUCAGAGUGGUUUGGUGUGAAAUUGUAGAGAAACUUGGACCACCAAUAAACACUGAGCCUCAAUCACCAGUUGUUCUUAAGAAGGAAUUUCUCCUUAAAAACCAUUUCUGACAUUCACCAAUGAUUUGUUCUUGGGUAAGAAUGGAAUCUUCACACACCUGAGCACAAGAAGAAUUUAGGAAGGUAUUGCUGAUGGAGGCCCACUGUCUGAGGCAUCGGUCAAUAUAUCCGUUAAGGGGCAUUAAAACUCUUUAGGCAUUCGGUUCCCAUCACCACCACUUUGGAUAAUGUUGACUUCUAAUUUUGAAGGAGUUUCUACAGAACAGAGCAUUUCACAUCAAACCACUCUGACUGGCACUGGUUACACCUUAAUGAUUUAAUGGUGUUAAAAUUAGGAUUUGCCUUUGUGUUUCUAUGUCUAAUCUUGCUAUACACUCGGUUUGCAUUUAAAGAUUUUAUAAUCAAAUUUUUAAUCUUUAAUAAUUGCUAUAAACUAAAUAUACAAUAUAUUCUCUCUCUCUCUCCCUCCUUUCUGUCUUAGUAAAACCACACACACACGUAUACAUAUAGAUACAUACAUACAUACAUACAUACAUACAUAUAAAAUAUGAGAGUGAGAGUUGCACAGUUGGCCAAAUGGUGUGAAGCUAUACUGUCUGUUUUGUGACUUAAUUCAUAUAAACUUGUAUAGAAUUCUCGAAACUAUUAAAACAGUUGUUGUUUA
Pygocentrus nattereri (red-bellied piranha) is the source of this 8170-nucleotide messenger RNA. It is a transcript of the gene gapvd1, whose product is annotated as GTPase activating protein and VPS9 domains 1. The transcript is spliced from 29 exons. The record is from RefSeq and is a predicted model, not a curated record. Bases 214 to 4689 code for a protein of 1491 amino acids. Gene Ontology annotation, cellular component: endocytic vesicle; cytosol. Gene Ontology annotation, biological process: vesicle-mediated transport; regulation of GTPase activity. NCBI's taxonomy places the organism in Eukaryota, Metazoa, Chordata, Actinopteri, Characiformes, Serrasalmidae. Gene Ontology annotation, molecular function: guanyl-nucleotide exchange factor activity; small GTPase binding.